CAAUAGCUCUACAUUACCGCUCUUUUUUUUUAACACUUUAGUGAGGACUUUGGACUAAUUCACAGAAACAUGUCAACAACCCGGUCAGGAGAAUCUCAGGGGAGUGAAUGGUUUGCAGAUUCCGUCAGAGGCCGGGGGCGUGUGUUCGUAAUCAGUUUUGUUCUUCACUUUGCCCCAGUUUUCUCUGUGCUCAGUGAGCUGCACUUACACAAGAGGAAAGGACGAUGAGGAAAGCAGCAGUGUUUGCACUUUUUCUGCUGAUCAUGGCUAUGGAGGGGAAUGGCGCUGCAGAUAAGAUGAAGGAAUCUGUGGCAGAAAACGCCAGGCCAAAGGAGAAGGUGAAGACAAAAGAGGCUGAGGCAACCAACACCAUUCCUGCAAGUGACAGCGCUUAUUCACCUUUUUCAGGGAAACUGCUGGUGAUACCCAUGGAUGGGAGUCACUGGGUGGGUAUUAAAGCAAUUGCCCAAGAAAUGGGUCGACGUGGACACCAGGUCACUGUGGUAAUACCUGAGAUCAGCAUACGGAUGGGCCCGGGGAAACACUAUGACACUGUGACCUAUCCUGUUCCUUAUGACAAGGCCUAUAUUGACUCCGUUAUGGCCACACACAAGGAAAUCAUGCAGAAAUCUGCACAGAAUUUCAUGGAUAAGAUAAAGAAACGGUUCUCACAGAUCCAGAGAAUUUCAGGCAUAAUUCACACCACUGCAGAGAGCCUACUGUUCAAUGACACCCUCAUCUCACAUCUGGCACAGCAGGGUUUUGAUGCCGUCCUGACAGACCCCAUGGUGCCUACAGGCUCUUUAAUAGCUCGCAAAUUGGGCCUCCCGACCAUUAAUUUGCUGAGGGGUAUACCGUGCUCCUUGGACAUGAAGGCUGCAGGCUGCCCCUCCCCAUCCUCAUACGUGCCUCGCUUUUUAACCGGAUUCACAGAUAAAAUGAACUUCAAGGAGAGAGUCAUCAAUACUUUGGUGGCUCUACUGGAACCGUUGUUCUGCAGACUGCUGUACUGGCAUUUUGAUAAAAUAGCCUAUGAGUUCCUGGGAGAGAAGGUGGGCAUAGCUGAAGUGCUGUCAGAUUCGGAUAUCUGGCUGAUGAGGAUUGACUUCACACUGGAGUUUCCACGUCCUCUCAUGCCUAACUUAGUGCUUGUUGGUGGAAUCAACUGUGAUGUGAAAAAUCCUCUACCUAAGAAGUUGGAGUCCUGGGUGUCAGGAGAGCACGGGUUUAUAGUGUUCACUCUGGGCUCUUUGGUGUCAGAUAUGCCAGAAGAAAUCACCUCUGUCUUCUUAGAGGCCUUCAGACAGAUUCCACAAAAAGUGUUUUGGAGAUACACUGGGAAGAUUCCUGACGAUGUCCCAGAAAAUGUGAAGAUGAUGAAAUGGGUGCCGCAGAAUGAUCUUCUGGCACAUCCUGGAGCUCGUGCUUUCAUCACUCACGCUGGCUCACAUGGUAUUUUUGAGGGAUUGUGUCACGCUGUUCCCAUGUUAAUGGUGCCACUUAACGGGGACCAGCCUGACAACGCGGGAAAGAUGGCGAGCAGAGGCGCAGGAGUUGUGUUGGAUAUAUUUUCUAUAACUACAGAAAGUCUUCUUCAGGGACUGAACAAGGUCAUCAAUGACAGCAGUUAUAGAGAGAAUAUGCAGAGACUGUCUGCUCUACAUAAAGACCGGCCAAUAGGCCCGCUGGACCUCUCAGUGUACUGGACAGAGUUUGUGAUGCGACACAAGGGGGCAAAACAUCUCUGGGCUGCUGUCCAUAAUCUCAACUGGUUUCAGUACUACUGCCUGGAUAUAAUAGCAUUAUUGGGUACUGUAUUGCUAGUUUUUGUACUAGUGACAGUUAAAUGUAUGAAACUAUGCUUCUGGAAAGUGAGCAGGAAAAGGAAGCAGGACUAGAAAGAUAACAUUAGGUAAUGUUGCUGAACCUGUAGCCAACAGACCUCAUUGUAAAACCCCAAGAACAUAAAGUCAGGAACUUAGCUAUACUACACAUGAAAAGUUUAAGUCUUUCCUAGAAUAAAACUGAGGCAUCUAAAACUAUUGGAUCGAGAAUAUAGAACCAUGUACGUCAAGAGUAGAUAAUAUAUACAUUACACAAAAAAUCGGAGCAACACGAAGAAAACAACAAACCGUUUAAUUAAUUCAUUAAAACGGCUAAUACACGGGCUCUCCUAAAAGAGGGAAAUGCAGGCCAGGCUACCUCAACUAAUUAAAAGUAAAGGGAUGUUACCUUUUUACUUUUUGCCUAGAGGUAACAGUAACUUUACCUUCAAUAGUGUCUUAUGCAUUUUAUUUGUUUCAUUUUAUUUCUAAACUGAACUGAGCUCUUAGAGUAAGAGAAGGAAAAAGAGCAUUUUUGUAAUAUUGUAAUUGUAAUAUACCAUUUUAUUGGUUAUUGGUUAUUGGAUUAUUGGUAAUGGAAUGGAAAUCAAUAAAGACAUUCAAAAAUAAAUAAAUAAA
Mugil cephalus (flathead mullet) is the source of this 2462-nucleotide messenger RNA. RefSeq names its product UDP-glucuronosyltransferase 1A1-like. The record is from RefSeq and is a predicted model, not a curated record. The transcript has 9 exons. Bases 225 to 1898 code for a protein of 557 amino acids. Gene Ontology annotation, molecular function: UDP-glycosyltransferase activity. Lineage: Eukaryota; Metazoa; Chordata; Actinopteri; Mugiliformes; Mugilidae.